Molecule: messenger RNA, 936 nt
Organism: Anopheles aquasalis
Lineage: Eukaryota; Metazoa; Arthropoda; Insecta; Diptera; Culicidae
Gene: Dpm1
Product: Dolichyl-phosphate mannosyltransferase subunit 1
Biological process (GO): dolichol-linked oligosaccharide biosynthetic process; GPI anchor biosynthetic process; protein O-linked glycosylation via mannose
Cellular component (GO): endoplasmic reticulum membrane
Molecular function (GO): dolichyl-phosphate beta-D-mannosyltransferase activity
Source: RefSeq, a predicted model, not a curated record
UUGUUCGAUUUGUCGCGACACAAUUUCGACGCGAGUUGGCCAGUUCCAUCGCUCCGUUCCAGAAGAUCCUUGCUGGAUGCUUUAGCUGCAACCAACCCGUAGUCCAGGAAAGAAGCAUCGAUAACGAUCCGAAAUGUCGCCCACAGGCAAAUAUUCAAUCCUUUUGCCCACCUACAACGAGCGCGAGAAUUUGCCCAUCAUCAUCUGGUUGAUCGUGAAAUACAUGAAAGAGGCCAAAAUCAACUACGAAGUGAUCGUCAUCGACGACGGAAGCCCGGACGGCACGCUCGAGGUAGCCAAACAGCUGCAAAAGAUCUACGGUGAAGAUCGCAUACUGCUCCGACCGCGAGCCGCCAAAUUGGGGCUCGGUACAGCCUACAUACAUGGAAUAGAGCAUGCUACCGGUGAUUACAUCAUUAUUAUGGACGCGGAUCUAAGCCACCACCCGAAAUUCAUUCCACAGUUCAUUGAACUGCAGCAGCAAGGGAAGUACGACAUCGUGUCCGGUACCCGGUAUAAGGGCGACGGCGGUGUGUACGGGUGGGACUUUAAGCGCAAGUUGAUUUCCCGUGGUGCCAACUUUCUGUCCCAGCUCCUGCUGCGACCAAACGCCUCCGAUCUGACGGGAUCAUUCCGGCUCUAUCGCAAGGAGGUGCUGAAAGAGCUGAUAUCCCGGUGCACCUCGAAGGGAUACGUCUUCCAGAUGGAGAUGAUCGUUCGGGCCCGCCAACUCCGUUAUACCAUCGGCGAGGUACCGAUAUCGUUCGUCGAUCGCGUGUACGGACAGUCAAAGCUGGGUGGAUCGGAGAUUGUACAGUUUGCCAAAAACCUGCUGUACCUCUUCGCAACAACCUAGGAACCGAUGCCGCACUUUGCCUUCGUUUGUCAUCUUUGUACGAAUUCACAUAUAAAUACGAUGCAUUUGGUAGCAUUCAA